CAUUAUUCGGGUCAAAAAGAUAUAUGUUAGGGUUGUAACUGUGCGUCGUACACUCGGAGGUCGGACGAAGCAGUGAUGUGGCGAGUGUUGUUUCCUCUACUCCCAGCACUGGUCAGCUGCCAGAUCUGGACACAAGACAUGCUGGACAAUUUCGCCCAGACUCUGCAGGUCAGAUGGAAGGUCAAGGACAAUAUAGAGUUUGACAACAGAUACUUUGCGGAAGUGACCUUGAAAAAUGCCGGGUCGUUCAUUCUGAGUAAAACCGGGCAAUGGAAUAUAUACUUCGACUGCAUCCAAAUGAUAGAACCUGAUGUCCUACCCCGACCGGAAGGGGCUGUCCUAGAUGGUCAAGGGGUCAAGGUUACCCAUUUACAAGGUUCCCAUUUUCGCCUUGAACCGACGGACACUUUCCUUGACCUACCGUCCAACACAAGCAGGAAAAUCAAGUUUUAUGUACAGUAUUGGGAGGUUGCUAAAACAAGUAUAAUGCCGAACUGGUACUUCAUGGCACCGGGUUUAGUACCCAAGGUAAUACAAAGCACAGUAGGAGAAGAAUUAUCUUUCGUUGACGACUUCAUUAAACCGCAGCAGGUGAAACGAUACGCGACGGACAGAUAUGCUCCCUUCACACCACAGGAGAGAUACAGACGGAACCACUUGACCGACUCCUCCGACAACGGAGAGGUCAGGAUCAUCCCCAAGCCCCUGAAUAUGACGGUGGUCAAGGAGGAGAGCUUGACCAUCAACGCCGAUACAUGGAGGGUGUAUGCUCUUGACAGCCUAUCUAACGAGGCCAACUAUUUCAAGCAAAUGUCCAAUAUUGAAAUUGGUGGAGCAGACAUAGGAAAUGACGUCAUACGCAUGCGCAUCGGCAACGUUGGUGUUCCCGAGGGAGGGAUCGCGAACAGCCUCGACGCGUACAGACUGACAGUGGAUGUCACCAACAGAGUGAUUGAAAUCACGGGACAAGGAGCCUCGGGGGUGAUGUACGGAGCUCAGACCCUGCUCAGCCUUAUGUCUCAGAGAGGGAACAUGGUCUACAAGAUGGACAUCAUCGACUCGCCGAGAUACUCAUACAGGGGUCUCCAUUUGGAUGUUGGACGGAACUUCCAUUCGAAAGAGGAAGUGUUAAGACUGCUGGGUAACAUGGCGAUGUACAAGCUAAACAAGCUCCACCUUCACCUGUCUGAAGACGAGGGCUGGAGACUGGAGAUCCAAGGGUUGGAGGAACUUACUCAGAUAGGUUCAAAGAGAUGCUUCGAUCUCACAGAAAUGACGUGCCUGUAUCCACAAAUUGGUUCCGGUCCAACAGCGUCCACUUCCGGUUCCGGGUUUUACACAACAACCGACUACAGGGAAAUUCUACAGGAAGCGAACAGAUUGCACAUUCAGGUCAUACCGGAAUUUGACAUGCCGGGGCAUUCGCGCGCCGCCGUAAAGUCAAUGGAGGCAAGGUUCAAGAUUCUUCAAGGCCAAGGCCGGGAGGAGGAAGGCCGGAAGUACCUCUUGGUUGAAGAAGGGGACAAUUCAAGUUACAUCACGGCACAAAUGUUCACAGACAACUCCAUUAAUCCCUGCUUGGAAUCGACCUACACGUUCAUCGACCACGUGAUAGGAGCGGUCGUGACGUUACAUCAAGACAUUCAACCACUGACAGUCUACCACUACGGAGGGGAUGAGGUUGGGAACGGGGCAUGGGUCAAUUCCACAGCCUGCAAGACCCUGUUUGGCUCUAACACCGUGUCUACUGGACAGGUCAAGGAGUACUUCUUCACACGAUUGGCAAAUCUGACAGUCACGAGAAAUCUAAAUAUGGCAGCUUGGGAGGACGGCCUCGUGAGGCAGCAAAAUGAAGUAUUUGACAGAAGCCUGGCGGGGAACGAAGAAGUGUACAGCUACGCCUGGGACAACAUUUGGGAGUGGGGAACAGGAGGAAGGGCGUACGACAUGGCCAACAAGGGUUAUAAGGUCAUAAUGGCUCACGCCUCCCACCUCUUCUUGGACCACCCCGACGAGCCCGACCCAGAAGAAAGAGGCUAUUACUGGGCAACUAGAUUUACCGAUGCAAAGAAAACGUUCAGCUUUACACCCGAAAAUCUCUACUCUCUGAUCGAGGUGAGACGGUCAGGGGCUGCACUCCCGAGGGAGGAAGCGUGUGGAGUGAAUGAUGAGAGUUGUCCUCCCUUGCAGAGACCAGAAAAUAUUGCCGGACUCCAAGCUUGUUCAUGGACCGAAACGUCCAGGACGCAAGACCAGGUGGACUUACGCCUUUUCCCUCGACUGCUCUCAUUGGCUGAGCGAGCGUGGCACAAAGCACAAUGGGAAGACGAGAGUGAGAGCGAGGCUGGCAAGACCGCCAUGAGAGAGGACUGGGAGUCCUUCGCUAAACUGAUUGGUCGUUAUGAACUUCGGCGUCUAGAAACCAACGGUGUUCAAUACAGAAUUCCCCCACCAGGAGCUGUGGAAGAAAACGGGUUUCUGAAGCUGACCACGACAUACCCCGGGCUAACUGUCCAGUACAGCAAGGACGGCGGCAACACGUGGUUUGUCGCCAACAGCAACGUCCUGGUUAAACCUUGGGACACUCUACAUCUCCGGACCAGAUCCAGCAACAUGCAGAGGUUCAGCCGGGUUGUAACACUACAUGGAACCGAACCUUUGCCGCUGGUAGACCAGUCCGUCCUUGACUACAUGGCAGAAAACAUCGUCCUCACUUACUCGGUCUUGGAUAAUUUCCAAGAUGGCGCUAGCACGUUUCUUGCCCAAGUCACUCUGAAGAACACGGGUCCACAAGAUGUUGUCAAAGGCAACUGGGGCAUCUAUUACUGCAGCAUCUAUAUGGUACCUGAUGAGCAGCCAGAACUGACACUCGAGCAGAUGACCAUCAAACACAUUAAAGGAUGCUUGUUCAAGAUGGAGCCAACAUCUGAGUUUAAACCAUUGAAGUCGAACGAGGUGCGGACACUCAAGUUCCGGGUUCAGAACUGGUCUGUGUCAAAGACGGAUAUGAUGCCUAACUGGUAUAUGUGGGCGGAGGGAUUGAAGGCUCGCACUAUCGCCAGUACCAAGGGACCUGGGUUAGAGUUCGUGAAGGACUUUACAACAGUCAACCAAUGGAAGCGGUAUGACACUCCUGAUCUGAAAGACAGGUACGACCCGUACACCCCUGAUGUAAGAUAUGGAAUGGCCCAGGACAUAACUGACCUGGGAUCAUCCCCACAUCCAGUAAUUCCUACUCCAGUUACCAUGGUAAUUGAUGAUAACCUUGAGAUGAUGAUGUCAGCGAUUAUAACCAUUACUACUGAUCCAUUGUUCGAAGCUGACGCCGACUACCUCAAAGAGGAGCUCUCCAAGGGAGGCUACUCUGCCAUCAACGUCAGCACAUCAGCGCCACCACCUCGUGGCUACAUCCAGCUUCUCCAGAGAGACCCGCAAGUCACCAUAAACAGUAAAAUAGCCUCAUCCCCAGAAGCAUACUCUCUGACCGUUGACCCUGUCAAUGAGGUCAUCCGAAUUUGGUCCAACACAUCUGACGGCAUCUUCUAUGGUAUACAGACCCUGCUCAGCCUCGCUCUCAAGUCCAGCUCUGACGGCAAGUUGUACAAGAGUACCAUAGAGGAUGCACCCCGGUUUGCAUACAGGGGGAUGCAUUUGGACGUGGGCAGGAACUUCCAUGGGAAGGAGUCGGUGAUGAAACUGCUGGACGCCAUGGCCAUGUACAAACUAAACAAGUUCCACUUCCACCUGACGGAGGACGAGGGCUGGAGGGUGGAGAUUCCAGGUCUGAAGGAGCUCACUGAGAUUGGAGGUAAGAGAUGCCAUGACAUCGAAGAAGAGAAAUGCGUCCUUUCCCAACUUGGAUCAGGUCCCGACACUACUACUUCCGGGUCAGGAUUUUACACGAUCGACGACUACAAAGACAUUCUGCAAUACGCUAGUGCCCGUCAUAUUGAAGUCAUACCGGAAGUAGACUCGCCCGGACAUGCGCAUGCAGCUAUAUUCGCCAUGCACGCCAGACGACAGCGGCUCCUUGACAUCGGAGACAUUGACAACGCCGACUCGUUUGGACUUGUCGACCUUGAAGACCCAUCGGAUUAUCUCUCAAUUCAAAUGUUCAAGGACAACGCCAUCAACCCGUGUAUAAAUUCAACUUACAGUUUUAUCAAAUACAUAGUUGACAUGUUUAUUGACAUGCACAAAGACAUCAGUCCUCUGAAGACUUUCCAUUUUGGAGGUGAUGAAGUUGCUAGUGGCGCGUGGAAGAACUCGCCAGCUUGUCAGGCGCUGUUGAGAGCCAAUGUCAGUCUGAAGGAACAUUUCACGAGGAAUGUUGCCAACAUCACGAGUCUCCACAACUUGAAUCUCGGAGGAUGGGAGGAUGGUCUCAUGGAGUCCGUGUUCGAACCCUUCAAUAAAGAACUCCUGGGAAGUCAGGACGUGUUGGCGUAUGCGUGGGACAACGUAUGGGAGUGGGGUGUGUCAACUCGGGCGUACAGACUGGCCAACGCAGGAUUUAAGGUUAUUCUGGCUCAUGUGACGCACCUGUACUUCGACCACCCGUAUGAGCCGGACCCGGAAGAGAGAGGGUACUACUGGGGCCCCCGUUUCACCGACACCUGGAAGACGUUCGGGUACAUGCCGGACAACGUGUACGAGAACGUGGACGUCCGGCGCAAUGGCGACCCCAUGACAAAGGAGGAGCUGUGUGGCCAGGACGGCAGCCUGUGUAUUCCACUUACAAAACCGGAAAAUGUUCUUGGAAUGCAAGGCCAUUUAUGGAGCGAGACGGUUCGAACACAAGACAACCUGUUCUAUAUGAUAUUCCCGAGGAUAAUUGCCCUAGCGGAAAGGGCGUGGCACAAGGCAGCAUGGGAGGACAUAAUGGAGGCAGAGACGCGAAACAACGAAAAACGAAAAGAUUGGAUAAAUUUUGCAAACUCGUUAGGAUACCAGGAGUUACCUGCCCUUGAUAAACUAAACAUCACUUACCGGGUGCCGCCCCCUGGUGCAAGAAAUAAUAAUGGUCGACUAAAUCUUAAGUCGCCAUUCCCUGGCCUAGGUUUGGAAACAAGCACCGACGGCGGAAACAGCUGGCAGACGGCAUCAGCGGAAAUGACGGUUGCCCAGGGGCAAACAGUCCUCGUAUCGCUCAAGUCGGCAGAUGGGAGAAGACGUGGGCGGGCGGUUACUGUCAGGGUACCCGUUAGUAAUACCGUGACGGAUUCAGGCGCACACAGCACAAUAAAAGCCACAACAGUAUCAUUGUUCAUGUGUAUACUUCAGUUGAUGUACAGAUAUUUGGAAAUACGUGUCUCAAAAUAAUAUGAUUAUUGGUUUUGGGUGUCUAACAUAUUGAAAUAACCUUCCAGUGAUAGGACAAUCUCUUAUAGUUAAAAUAAGUGUAAUAUUGCAUUUGGUUGGGCUCUUUUAAUAUUAGCAAUAAGAAGGGACCAAACUAUGUUUAUAAAGUCGAAUUCUUUCUGACACUGUAAAAAGUGAUAUUUUAAGGUAUUGCAUUUAACCAUAUAUAUAUAUAUUGACCGAACCAAUGCAAAAGAGACACAAAAUUACUCUUUUUUUAACCAACAUGUCUCAAACGGCUUGUUUGUGUGCAACUAGUAAAAACUUACAAGUCAUCUUCCUUAUGGCACAAAUGCCGGUAUACGUCGACUACUUUGUUGGUUGGUUAGUUGGUUUGCUUGUUGGUUGGUUGGUUUGUUGUUUAACGCCGCACUCAGCAAUAUUCCAGCUAUAUGACGGCGAUCUGUAAAUAAACGAGCCUGGACCAGAAAAUCCAGUGAU
Messenger RNA from Haliotis rufescens (red abalone), 5802 nucleotides. RefSeq lists its product as uncharacterized. Gene Ontology annotation, cellular component: membrane. Bases 76 to 5322 code for a protein of 1748 amino acids. Gene Ontology annotation, molecular function: beta-N-acetylhexosaminidase activity; polysaccharide binding. NCBI's taxonomy places the organism in Eukaryota, Metazoa, Mollusca, Gastropoda, Lepetellida, Haliotidae. The record is from RefSeq and is a predicted model, not a curated record. Gene Ontology annotation, biological process: carbohydrate metabolic process; glycosaminoglycan metabolic process; ganglioside catabolic process. The transcript has 18 exons.